GUGUCACGACCAAGCUAAUAAGAGCUGCAUAAAGACGGCAGGAGACUGGGUCUGCGGCGCCCUGGUCUCCAGUUUUGAUGGCAUUUGGGACCACGAAAAACCACCAUUUUAGAAUCAAGCUCGAAAGGGAUAAGACACCACCCCCGGAUUCCCAGCCAAUGCCCCGCCUUCCACUCCAGAGGUCCGGAAGCGGAUGUGAUAGAUACGGAAGUAGCCUGCUGUUGCCGAGGGGACAGCACGGGCAGAUGCCAACAUGGCAGCGGUUGGGGUUGGCGGAUCUACCGCGGCGGCCGGGCCAGGGGCCGUGUCCGCGGGCACGCUGGAACCUGCGUCCGCAACAGCGGCUCACCGGCGCCUCAAGUACAUAUCCUUAGCUGUGCUGGUGGUCCAGAAUGCCUCCCUCAUCCUUAGCAUCCGCUAUGCUCGCACACUGCCUGGAGACCGCUUCUUCGCCACCACUGCUGUGGUCAUGGCCGAAGUACUCAAAGGUCUCACCUGCCUACUGUUGCUCUUCGCACAAAAGAGGGGUAAUGUGAAGCACCUGGCUCUCUUCCUCCAUGAGGCUGUCCUGGUGCAAUAUGUGGACACACUUAAGCUUGCGGUGCCCUCUCUCAUCUAUACCUUGCAGAAUAACCUCCAGUAUGUUGCCAUCUCCAACCUGCCUGCUGCCACUUUCCAGGUGACAUAUCAGCUGAAGAUCCUGACCACGGCGCUGUUCUCCGUGCUCAUGUUGAACCGCAGCCUCUCACGCCUGCAAUGGGCCUCCUUGCUGCUGCUCUUCACAGGGGUGGCCAUCGUCCAGGCACAGCAAGCUGGUGGGGGUGGUCCGCGGCCACAGGAUCAGAACCCUGGGGCGGGCCUAGCAGCUGUUGUGGCCUCCUGUCUCUCCUCAGGCUUUGCAGGUGUCUACUUUGAGAAGAUCCUCAAAGGCAGCUCAGGUUCUGUGUGGCUACGUAACCUACAGCUUGGCCUCUUUGGCACAGCGCUGGGCCUGGUGGGGCUCUGGUGGGCUGAGGGCACUGCUGUGGCCCGUCGAGGCUUCUUCUUUGGGUACACACCAGCUGUCUGGGGUGUGGUACUAAACCAAGCCUUUGGUGGGCUCCUGGUGGCCGUUGUCGUCAAGUAUGCCGACAACAUCCUCAAGGGCUUUGCCACCUCCCUGUCCAUUGUGCUGUCUACUGUUGCCUCCAUUCGCCUCUUUGGCUUCCACCUGGACCCAUUAUUCGCCCUGGGCGCUGGGCUCGUCAUAGGUGCCGUCUACCUCUACAGCCUUCCCCGAGGUGCAGUCAAAGCCAUAGCUUCCGCCUCUGCCUCUGCCUCUGGGCCCUGCAUUCACCAGCAGCCUCCUGGGCAGCCGCCGCCACCACCGCAGCUGUCUUCCCGAGGAGACCUCAUCACGGAGCCCUUUCUGCCAAAGUUGCUCACCAAGGUGAAGGGUUCGUAGCUGCUGGAAUUGAAGACGCUGGCCUGCCUUCCUUCUCCCUUCUUGCCCUGGCCCAGCUGGGACUAAACUCUUUAUCAGUAUUAGGGGUAGGGUAAGGUAGAUGUGGGAACUCCCUGGCCCCACCAACCCUGCCCCACACAGGGCUGCCAUGACUAACCUCUGUUAAUGGGCCCACCUCAACUCCUGCUAUCUUUGCAGUAUUUCUUAGGUGAGUUUCUGCAAAUAAAACUAUGUUUUGCAUCUUGUCAACUUGCGUUGGAAAGCCUGGAGAGAAUGAAGAAAGGAAGCCCUCAAGCCUCUCGGACAUGAUCCACAAAAAAAAAAGCUUUUAUUAAAACCAAUAAGGGAGCUGGGCAUGGUGGCGCAUGCGCCUUUAAUCCCAGCACUCAUGAGGCAGAGGCAGGCAGA
Messenger RNA from Acomys russatus (golden spiny mouse), 1852 nucleotides. RefSeq names its product solute carrier family 35 member A2 (gene Slc35a2). The transcript is spliced from 5 exons. The record is from RefSeq and is a predicted model, not a curated record. NCBI's taxonomy places the organism in Eukaryota, Metazoa, Chordata, Mammalia, Rodentia, Muridae. Gene Ontology annotation, biological process: pyrimidine nucleotide-sugar transmembrane transport. Gene Ontology annotation, cellular component: Golgi membrane. Bases 254 to 1444 code for a protein of 396 amino acids. Gene Ontology annotation, molecular function: UDP-galactose transmembrane transporter activity.